Messenger RNA from Oikopleura dioica, 987 nucleotides. Lineage: Eukaryota; Metazoa; Chordata; Appendicularia; Copelata; Oikopleuridae. The record is from the annotation of a GenBank genome assembly.
AUGAAGCUUUUCCCUGUUUUUGCAGCGGCUGUUUCAGCACGAGGCGAAGUUAAGAAUGAUGACAGUUUUGAAAGAGUAGAUGCCCGAAUUAUCGGUGGCGAAAUUUCCAGUCUCGGCAAUUGGCCAUGGCAAGCGGCUAUGCUUCACGCAGCAUACGGUGAUCACAUCAUCUGUGGAGGUACCAUCGUAACGCAGAAGGUUAUCAUUGGAGCCGCUCAUUGCGUCGGCAAGUUUGAAGCCGAUGAGCUCAAAUUUACCGCCGGUCAUACAGAGGGCUUUCACGCCAAAACGCAAACUGCCUCUUACCAGUGGAGCACUGUGAGACGCGCAAUCGCUCAUCCUGGCUUCAACAGUCACUUCCACAACGACAUCGCGCUUUUCGAGCUAACAAGGCCGUUUGUCUGGACAGAAUACGUCCAACCUGCAUGUUUGCCAACACGCGAGUUUGUACCAUCGAUAUUUGGCCGCUGUGUAGUCAGUGGCUUUGGGAAGGGUUCCAACGAUGCGCUGAAUCACGCUGUCAUUCCAAUUUGGGAGAAGCAGUCUUGCAAGAAUAUCCUCGAGUCGCAAGGUGGAUGGGGCUGGACUGGGCUUCCACUCGACGAAUCUCAAAUCUGUGCUGGCUACCAACCCGGCGGAAUCGACGCUUGUCAGGGUGAUUCUGGUGGUCCGUUCGUCUGUGAAACAGAAAAAGGAUGGGCUGCGAUUGGUGCGGUUAGCUACGGAUACGGAUGUGCUCAAAAGAACAUGCCUGCUAUCUACGCCAACAUUCCGCUCUACUACGACUGGAUCCACGAAUUUAUCGCCGAAUCAACGUCAGAGGAGGGCAAAUAUGGUAUACCAUCAACUUGCGGAAAGACGUCGACUGAAGCGAGUUUCCCAGUUUUGAAACCAACGCUUUUUGACUUCGAGACUGGAGGCCCUGCUGAUGAAUCCGCUAGAGGUGAUGAUAAAGGUGAGUUGUACAAUUAUAUUAACAAGCUAUAA